CCCCAUUUUGUUUUUGCAGAAGCCGCAGCUACUCUUCCUGGGGUUUACAAAACUGAUAGACAAGGACAGUCGCACAAAUGUAAAAUACCAGUGGUGGAAGAAGUACCCAAUUGUCACACUUGAGUAAAAGUAAAGAUACCUUAAUAUAAAAUGACUCAAGUGAAGUGAAAGUCACCCAGUAAAAUAAUACUUGAGUAAGUCUAAAAGUAUGGGUUUUAAAUGUACUUAAGUAUAAAUAAUUUCAAAUUCCUUAUUAUGUAAACCAGACAGCACCAUUUUCUUUUUUUCUUAAAUUUACGGAUAGCCAGGGGCACACUCCAAUAAUCAGACAAUUUAGAAAUGAAGCAUUUAUUUAGUGAGUCGGUCAGAUCAUAGGCAUUAGGGGUGACUAGAGUUGUUCUCUUGAUAAGUGUGGGAAAUUAACCAUUUUCUGUCCUGCUAAGCAUUCAAAAGGUAAUGGGUACUUUUGGGUGUCAGGAUAAAUGUAUGGAGUAAAAAGUACAUUAUUUUCUUUUGGGAUGUAGUGAAGUAAAAGUAGUCAAUAUGAAUAGUGAAGUGCAGAUACCUAAAACUACUUAAGUACUUUACACCACUGUAAAAUACGAUAUACAAACGAUAUAAAAAGUUUGACUAUUCAAAUAUACUAUGCUUUAUUUAUACUAUUGUCAAUCGCUGUCCAAUCUGCUGUCCGAGGUCCUGAUUCCUGACUCUCCUGGCUUAAUCUACAUUCGGCGUGGCAAGAUGGUCGACUGACCGCUCAAACAAUUUCGCAAAGGCGAAAGGCUUGCGGCAGGCGAGAACAUUCUAGCCAAUGAGAGUGCAGAGACCCGUGUGAACUGGCACAACUGAUUUUAAAAAAUCGUCGCAAUGUCACGUGCAGUACACAAGUACACUCUUAAUAACUUAAGUAUUAUGAAACUUAUUUGAUCAAAUAAGCCUCACCUAUAAAAUUAGCAAUUAACUUGUAUCUUCACUAGAUUCGACACUCAUUGCUGCCCCCUCCCCCAUACAAAAACUCACUUGGUCUGCUUAAACGCUUAUUUUCACGCGGACAUAUUUUGGGCGGAGUCGACAUUCGCUUCGCUCUGGUUCACCAACUUCAGCUCCCCCUUAAUUUUCUCUUAGGAGGGCCCACAAGUGUAGAUUUAUCCGACAGCCAAUCAUGUACUUCUCACAGCGUGACACUGUGGGGCAGGGGGAAGACUACGGAAUCCAUUUGGGACAAGACCAUAGAGAAUGAUAGAGGCCUCUAAGUGGCCCAAAAUAUUUAUUAGGAUGGGAAGUGCCAUUGAGGGCUUCCACCAUUGUAAUGAAGUCAACUGGGUGGGACUUACAACUUCAUUGAAUGAUCCCGCCUGGGGACCCUGUUAGCGUCAUGUCCAACCGGGUCAUCAGGACGGAUCAGCCAAUCAUGAAGGAAAUGUACUACUUCAAAAUUGAGAUUGAAAGAAUCGGCAGGGCAGGCAGACGCUAUAAUGGCACAAAUACAAAGAUGAGUCCUCUAUCUAGCUUUAUGGACGAGACAAUAGGUGCAAGGUCAAAGAGUAAUUUGCAUGGUUUGAGUCGAGUUUUCUGUGAAAAUGGCAUCAGCGGCGUUUAAAGAAGCCCAAUCGCUCUUUACUCCCGUGACGGUUUAUUCUCUGCUGGCCUGCGCCGCUCAAUUCGCAGUGGGAUACAUCCUCGCGCAGAUAUGGGGAAGAAAAUGCUCUGGAACUGAUAGAUGGGUGCUCGUGUGGCUUUUCUACGACGCAAUUGUUCACAUUACCUUGGAAGGACCCUUUGUUUACAUGUCACUUGUUGGAACCGUGGCAACUUCAGACAAUAUUUUUGCUGAACUUUGGAAGGAGUAUGGAAAGGCAGAUGAGCGCUGGCUCCACUCUGACCCCACCAUCGUCUCCUUGGAGCUGCUGACGGUGGUCCUGGACGGCAUCCUGGCGCUGGUGCUUGUCUAUGCCAUCGUCAAGGACAAACACUACAGGCACUUUGUCCAGAUCACGUUGUGUGUGUGUGAGUUGUACGGAGGCUGGAUGACCUUUUGUCCAGACUGGCUGGCAGGCAGCCCCAACCUCAACACAGACCACUGGCUCUACUUAUGGAUCUACCUGGUCUUCUUCAAUGGGGUGUGGGUGGUGGUGCCUGGACUGCUGCUGUGGCAAUCAUGGCUGUCACUCAAACGACUUCACCAAGCCCCGAAGAAGCAGAAAUAGACAUUAUUUUGUAUGUACAUAAUAGGCAUUAGUAAACCCACUACACAGAAAGCCUGGCUACACACAAAUAAUAAUGCCAUUUAACAGACAGACAUUUACAUUAGGUUUAGCAUGUUUUAUUAGUUUAUCAUUAAUAUAAAUAAAGUUAUGGAUCUGCAAACAA
Molecule: messenger RNA, 2370 nt
Organism: Salvelinus fontinalis (brook trout)
Lineage: Eukaryota; Metazoa; Chordata; Actinopteri; Salmoniformes; Salmonidae
Gene: ebpl
Product: EBP like
Exons: 4
Coding region: 1581-2207 (208 amino acids)
Biological process (GO): sterol metabolic process
Cellular component (GO): membrane; endoplasmic reticulum
Molecular function (GO): cholestenol delta-isomerase activity
Source: RefSeq, a predicted model, not a curated record